Aspergillus alliaceus is the source of this 576-nucleotide messenger RNA. RefSeq lists its product as uncharacterized. NCBI's taxonomy places the organism in Eukaryota, Fungi, Ascomycota, Eurotiomycetes, Eurotiales, Aspergillaceae. The record is from RefSeq and is a predicted model, not a curated record. The transcript is spliced from 3 exons. Bases 1 to 576 code for a protein of 191 amino acids.
AUGAAGCUUAACCUCAUUACCCUGACUUCUCUGGUCGCCUUGGCUGCUGCUCAGUCCAGCAGCACCACCGAAUCCGCUCCCUCCACCACUGUCAGCUUGAGCCCCGAACAGUCCUGCGCGAAGAAGUGCGACGCCUCGGACCUCUGCUGCAUCGCUGGAUGCUUCAAGGUGCCCUGCCCCAACGGAUCUCAGGCCAACGACACCAACAACUGCGUCGCCGCUUGCCCCCAGGGCACCGGUAGCCCGGCAGACACUCAGCGCUACGCCAACUGCCAGAACGAGUGCUACAGCAGCCACUUCUUCCCCAUCACUGCCACGGGUGCCCCUGGCGCGUCGAAGACCUCGGCCAGCGACUCCGAUGCCACCACCACUGGCAAGGAUAGCUCUUCCACUGGCAAGGGCAGCUCUUCUACCGGAUCUGGCUCCAAGUCUUCGCAGUCUGGAUCUUCCGGCACUAGCACCAGCUCUGGAUCUGCUGCCAGCGGCACUCCGAACGCUGCCUCGGUCGCCCAGCUGAAGUUGGGUGUCUCUGCGGCUGGUAUUGCCGGUCUUGCCCUUGGUAUCUGGGCUCUGUAG